Molecule: messenger RNA, 1850 nt
Organism: Misgurnus anguillicaudatus (oriental weatherfish)
Lineage: Eukaryota; Metazoa; Chordata; Actinopteri; Cypriniformes; Cobitidae
Gene: minpp1b
Product: multiple inositol-polyphosphate phosphatase 1b
Molecular function (GO): acid phosphatase activity; inositol phosphate phosphatase activity
Source: RefSeq, a predicted model, not a curated record
UGAGUCGACCGCACUCACUGUUGACAUGGCACACAGAUAAGACAUUGAUUGGAAUUUCAGGUGAACCAGUUACAGGUAUUUUCGGUUAAACGGGUAAAAUAAAUAUACAAAUAAUACAAAAUAACCGCGAUGAAAACACACUACUUCCUCAUAAACGUUAUAGUUGUUUUUCUAAGCAUUACGAUGGUUCGUUUGUCUUUCUCUAAAUUCACGAGGCCAGCAAUUGCACAUUACUUUGGGACUAAAGGCAGAUACGAGGAAGUAAACCCACAUCUCUUAAAUGACAUUUUGAUUGUAAACACCUCGCUGAUUGCUCCGCCGUCUCCAAACUGCAAUGCUGUUCAUAUGGUGUCUGUGAUAAGGCACGGGACGCGUUAUCCGACGACCAAAAAUGUGAAAAAGCUCGCGAGUCUCUUUGAUCUGGUCUUAUCUGAUGCGUCUGGCGACGCGCCGUGGCUCAAUGACAUCAAAAACAAAUGGAAGAUGUGGUACACUGAAGACAUGGACGGCAGACUGGUCGAGAAGGGUCGGGAUGACCAUAGGCAUUUGGCAAUGCGAUUGGCGCAGUCAUUCCCAACUUUGAUUUCUGAGGAUAAACUCAGUGCCAACCGCAUUGAUUUUAUCACCAGCUCAAAGCACAGGUGUAUUGACAGCAUCAAAGCUUUCCAAGAGGGUCUGCACAAACUAUGGGGAUUACAGGAUAUGGAUUACAAACAUUAUGUGGAUGACUCCCUUAUGAGAUUCUUUGAUCAUUGUGAGAGAUUUGUUAAUAGUGUUGAGAAUAACAAAACAGCUUUGAACGAGGUUCAUCGUUUUAAGUCUUCAGGAGAGAUGGAUACAGUACGGAGGAAAAUCGCCAAUCGGCUUCAAAUUCCAUAUGACAAAUUUACCCCAGAAAUGGCAGAGGCAUCUUACUUUUUGUGUGCCUAUGAGUUUGCCAUCAAGUCUGAGAUCUCUCCCUGGUGUAAUCUACUAGACAAGUCAGAUGCUCAAGUUCUGGAGUACAAAAGUGACUUGAAGCAGUACUGGAAGAGGGGAUAUGGACAUGACAUCAACUGUAAAUCCAGCUGCCCCUUAUUUCAUGAUAUUUUCAAGCGUCUAAAUAAGGCUGCUUAUGACUACAGAUAUGGGGAGGUUGUAAAAACUGCCACGAUUCAGGUUGGCCAUGGCGAGACCCUUCUUCCUCUUCUCUCUCUGAUGGGCUUCUUCAAGGAUGAAAAGUCUCUGACUGCAGAUAACUACUCCCAGCAGCACAACCGCAAGUUUCGCACCAGUCAGAUUGUGCCUUAUGCUGCAAACCUAAUCUUUGUUCUGUAUGAAUGCAGUGAUGGACUCAGAGUACAGUUGUUUCUUAAUGAGAAGCCCAUACCAUUUCCCAAUCUUAACCACUCGGCUCCAUUGUAUGAAACCGUCAAAAAACAUUACUCAAAGCUCCUUCAUGGUUGUGAUUUUAAAAAGGAAUGUGACUUGCCUCAGUCCAAACUCAGGAACACUGAAUUAUAAAUCAGGUUAAAAAGACAGAUUACAGGGAUCAAUCACUAUGUAUUUAAAAAAUUGUGAAAUAUGUGAUUUUUUUUGUAUUACAGGACUGUAUCUUAAAUAGUUAUUUUGUUUCUCUUCAAAAAUAUUUGAUGUUUUUAAUUGAAAGUCCAAUAUAUUGUUUCAUUCAUUUGACAUGCUACCAAAUUUCCCGUGCAUGUAUGUUUUGAAUAUUUGUGCUUUAAAAACAUUACUGUUUUUGUUCCUAUUCUAUAUAUUACUUUCUUUACCAAAGUGUUCAAAAAACGUGGUUUUAAGGUACCAAAUCCUUUAAUUACUUUGUGAUGGAAUUAAUUUAACAUUUUCAUUUA